Messenger RNA from Blastocystis hominis, 342 nucleotides. RefSeq lists its product as hypothetical. Gene Ontology annotation, biological process: protein dephosphorylation. The record is from RefSeq and is a predicted model, not a curated record. Bases 1 to 342 code for a protein of 113 amino acids. Gene Ontology annotation, molecular function: protein serine/threonine phosphatase activity. Lineage: Eukaryota; Bigyra; Opalinata; Blastocystidae. The transcript has 3 exons.
AUGGGAGUGUUACAAGUGACGCGAUCUCUGGGUGAUAUCGAAUACAAAUCGCUGAAGGAAGAUUCUUGGAAGACCACGUUUAGCGGUGAGUUAGUCUCUUCGUUCCCUGACAUCUGUAAGGAAUAUCGAAUGCCGGACGACGAGUUUAUCAUUAUGGGGAGUGAUGGGUUGUUCGAUGUUAUUCCUCCACAAGCAUGUAUCAACUUCGUUCGUCGGCAGUUACUUACGAACAACGAUCUAGAUUCGUGUUGUCAGGAGCUGGUAAGAAGAGCCAAAAGGCUCGGAUCCCGCGACAACAUAAGCGCCAUCAUCAUCUUCUUUAACUCCACCAAGGCAAUGUAA